Molecule: messenger RNA, 2925 nt
Organism: Colletotrichum paranaense
Lineage: Eukaryota; Fungi; Ascomycota; Sordariomycetes; Glomerellales; Glomerellaceae
Exons: 3
Coding region: 1-2925 (974 amino acids)
Biological process (GO): regulation of DNA-templated transcription; DNA-templated transcription
Molecular function (GO): DNA binding; zinc ion binding; DNA-binding transcription factor activity, RNA polymerase II-specific
Source: RefSeq, a predicted model, not a curated record
AUGAUGGACGGUGGUCACCACAACAUGAUGCCAACCCGGGGCGUUGGUACCGAUGACCAGCGGGUUUCUACUUCCAACAGUAACACCAACCCCCUCGCCUCCGGUCCUUCUCCGAAUGCCACAAUAGUCGUCUCGGCAGCACCUUCAUACAACCCUAAUGGUCCCUCGCAAUCCGUCUCUCCUUCACCCGUGCCAACAGCUCAAUCUCCCUAUCCCACAUCAACCCCGGGCGGCACCCAGAGCCACGCUGCUACCGCCAGUCUGUACCAGUGUGCUCACUGCCAACGGCGGUAUUCUCGACCUGAGCACCUCGCCCGUCACAUUCAGACCCAUACUCUUGGAAAGCGAUUCGCGUGUCAGAUAUGCGGCAAAGCCUUUGCGCGCCAAGAUCUCCUCAAGCGGCAUGUCACCAAUCACGAGAACGACAAUGACCCCAACAAAAAGAGACGUCGCACCGAUACCUCACCCGGUGCCGGCCGUGUCUCUCACGCCUGCAGACCUUGUGCCACGGCUCGUGUCAAGUGCGAGGAGCAAAAGCCAUGCACCCGUUGCCGGAAUCGCAACCUAAACUGCGAGUACUCAUCUACCGAAGCCGGCUCAGCUGCGGCCAUGCAUCUGCUUCAUCUCUCGGGAAACCCGCACCAGACAACAUCAACGCCCGGAUCUCUUGCCACAUCUCCCUCACAAUCUGCCUAUGAUAGCAGCCCCUCAACAGCGUACCAACAGAACCCUCAACAUGCAAUGCUGCCGCCCAGAGACGACAGUGGCCAGCUGGGACCUGCUCACACCAUCAAGUCGGAAUCAGGCCGCAUACCAACGACAGAAAAUGCCAUGCAACAAGUCAACGCCUCCGGCAUGCCUGUUAACUACGAGAUCGGCAACCAGCAAGGUGUCGACAUGACCUUGCCUUUCUCAGACUUUCUCCAAAAUGUCAUCUACACAGGAGAGAUGGAAGCGUCGCGCAUGGCCGAGGCACAGGGUCUAGCUGUCCUGGACUUUUGCGACAACUCGAAUCUCGAACUGAACGAAGUGGACUUUGGCCUUCUGGAUCAUUGGAACAUGGACGGCAUGGGAAAUACCGGAUCCAACCAAAGCUUCACGCCUCGGACCGACGACUCUGUCGAUUUGGUCCAAAUGCGCCAAACGCUUGUCAAGGUCUGGACAGAAUCACCGUGGCAAUGGGCGCCCAACAAGCUCGACUCGGGCUAUUUGGAGCACCCAAACUUCUCCGUACCAUCCGACGACACAAGCAGCGCUGUUUUCACCGAAAGCCGGAAGAAGCACGCGAGGAUUGUCAGGGACAAACUGGACCAGUCGGGCCGGGAUCAGAUUUUGGCAAUCGUCUUGUCAACCUGCAAGAACGACAACAUCAUGAGCCGCGUCGCAUCCUCUUUUCCGUCCCUUGAGGUGAUGGACAGCCUUAUCCACAUCUACCUGGCGCAACAUUUCUGCCAGACGUCACAAUGGAUUCACCACGGCUCGUUCUCCAUGAACGCCCAGUGGCCAGAAUGGCUAGCUGUGGCAGCUUCAGCUGGGGCUACCCUCACUCCGGUGCAAACCUUGCGCAAGUUUGGGUUUGCUCUUCAGGAAGCGGUCCGAGUUACCAUCCCGGCAAGGUUCGAGGAUGCCAACACCACGAUCAAAAAUCUCGGCCUUGUGCAGACUCUGAUCCUGGGCCAAGACAUUGGUCUGUGGAGCGGGAACCGACGCAAGAUGGAGAUCGCCGAAUGUCAUCUCAUGAUUCCUAUUACGAUGAUGAGAUAUCGCGGCAAAUUCCAACGAGCAUCGUACCCCAUGGUCGAGGUCAAUAUGUCGGACGAAGGCGAAGUUUUGGAGAAAAAAUGGAGGGCCUGGUGCGAGCGUGAGUCGUGGAAGAGACUACUUUUCCACUGCUUCGUGCGAGACGCUCAGACCUCCAUGACAACACUCACCAACCCCUCCAUGUCGUACUCGGAACUCACACUGCCCCUCCCUGAAGCAAAGGAGCUGUGGUUUGCAAAGACGGCGGCCGAAUGGAAGAUGCACUAUCUCGAACGAACGAACGGACAGAGCAAACGACCACCUUCGAUCGGUGAUCUCUUCCGGGACAUCAGUUUGUUGGCAACGAACCGCCAGCGACUAGAUCUGCAAUUUGCAAUCUCGAUAUACCUGCAUGGCUACUGGGCGCUCAUUCUUGAGUAUCUCCAGCUGUGUUCCGUCUUGCGCACCCGGACUUGGCUAAACAACUCUGGAGGGAAGUCUGAGGAGGUACUACGUUCCAGACAUGCGGAGCUUUGCAAAGACCUGCAGGGCUUCUUGCUGGUCACUUCCGACUGGCACGAGAUGCUUUCGACGCAGGAGAGUCUGGUGCUCCAUCUUCUCAUGAUGAACCUGCACCUCUCCCUCAACGAUUUACAGCUCUUCUCUGGCAAGGAAGGCGAGGACCAGGCGCGCCGGGUAUUCGGUGACCUGCGCGAGUGGUCGCAGAGCGCCGAGGCGCGCCAGUCGCUCUGGCACGCAGGCCAGAUCCUGCGUCAGGCCAAGAUGUUCCCCCAGGGCCAUCUCAAAGACUUUUACGCCAUCGCCGUCCACCAUGCGGCUCUGGCGUGCUGGACCUACGGGGUGGUCGCCAAGACGAGCGGCACGGGGAAGACGCCGGUGCAAGGGUUCGACCAGGAAAAGGUGUUUCUGGACGGCACCGAGUCGAACCUGGUGCACCGAUUCAUUGGCUUCAACCAGGGGCGGCCGGUGAUCCUAGGACCCAUGAGUAGGGCCGGCGCCACCGAGGCGUCGCUCGACGAUCCCAAGGCGUGCAUGGAAGUGGCUCAGGAAGUGCUCCGGGCCAACUUUCGCGAGUCGGCGGAUCUUCACCCUCCCAUUGUCGAGAAUUUGUGCCUGCUGAUCAAGCAGCUAGGCCACGCUGCUUGGGCAGUCGGCAUGUCAUGA